Messenger RNA from Choloepus didactylus (southern two-toed sloth), 12488 nucleotides. It is a transcript of the gene AKAP9, whose product is annotated as A-kinase anchoring protein 9. The record is from RefSeq and is a predicted model, not a curated record. Gene Ontology annotation, cellular component: centrosome; Golgi stack; synaptic membrane. Gene Ontology annotation, molecular function: potassium channel regulator activity; protein kinase A regulatory subunit binding; DNA binding. Bases 190 to 11976 code for a protein of 3928 amino acids. Gene Ontology annotation, biological process: regulation of ventricular cardiac muscle cell membrane repolarization; positive regulation of peptidyl-serine phosphorylation; regulation of Golgi organization. The transcript has 51 exons. NCBI's taxonomy places the organism in Eukaryota, Metazoa, Chordata, Mammalia, Pilosa, Megalonychidae.
GGCGCUACCCGUGCGGCCGAGGGCAACCCGCCUGUGAGCGCGGAGACUUGUUCGACUGCGGACGUGGGGAGUGCCGGGCUCAGCCCUGCUCCUUGGGCCCCGGAGCUUGCUUAUCCCUCCUUCUGAACCGACCUCUCCCUUCUAUCCCCGAUCCCUCCCUGUCUUCCCCCACCCUUCCCCGCAGAGACCAUGGAGGACGAGGAGAGACAGAAGAAGCUGGAGGCCGGCAAAGCGAAGCUUGCCCAGUUUCGACAAAGGAAAGCUCAAUCUGAUGGGCAGAAUCCUUCCAAGAAGCAGAAAAAAAAGAGAAAAACCUCAGGCAGUAAACAGGAUGUGUCAGCAUAUCAUGCUUUGAAUAUGGAUCAAUCAAAGAGUGAUGAGAUGUACAUAAAUAGUUCUCAGGGGGAAGGAUCAGCUAUGACUCCUGAAUCCACAGUAACAAGAACUUUACACAGUGGAGAAAUAAUCAAACAUGACCAUGUCUUCUCUGUUGAACCGGAAAGUGAAAUUUCAACCACAGCAGAUGAUUAUAGUUCAGAGGUAAAUGGUUGCAGUUUUGUGGUGAGAACAGAAAAGCCUACAAAUUUGUUAAGGGAAGAAGAAUUUGGUGUUGAUAGUUCUUAUUCUGGGCAUGGAGCACCGUAUACUCCAACCCACCUAGAGUUAAUGGAAAAUGAAUUGGCUGGGAAACAGCACGAGAUUGAGGAGCUAAGCAGAGAACUAGAGGAAAUGAGGGCCACCUAUGGGACCGAAGGACUGCAGCAGUUACAAGAAUUUGAAGCUGCCAUUAAACAAAGAGAUGACAUCAUAACCCAGCUCACUGCUAAUUUACAGCAAGCAAGAAGAGAGAAGGAUGAGACAAUGAGAGAAUUUUUAGAGUUGACAGAACAAAGUCAAAAAUUACAGAUUCAAUUCCAGCAUUUACAAGCCAGUGAAACUCUGAGAAACAGCACUCAUAGUAGCACAGCUGCAGAUUUGCUACAAGCCAAACAACAGAUCCUCACGCAUCAGCAACAGUUGGAAGAACAAGACCAUCUAUUAGAAGACUAUCAAAAAAAGAAAGAAGACUUCAAAUUGCAAAUUAAUUUCUUACAAGAGAAAAUUAAAGCAUAUGAAAUGGAACAAGAUAAAAAAGUAGAAAACUCAAAUAAAAAAGAAAUACAGGAAAGGGAGGCAAUCAUUGAAGAAUUAAAUACAAAAAUAAUAGGAGAAGAAAAAAAAGCUCUUGAGUUAAAGAAUAAAGUAACAGCUGCUGAUAAAUUACUAGAAGAAUUACAAGACCAGGUUGCACAAAAGAACCAAGAGAUAAAAAACAUGAAAAUAGAGCUGACUAAUUCUAAGCAAAAAGAAAGACAGUGUUCUGAGGAAAUAAAACAGUUAAUGGGCACUGUUGAAGAACUUCAAAAGAAAAAUCAUAAAGAUAGCCAAUUUGAAACUGAUACGGUACAGAGAAUGGAACAAGAAACACAAAGAAAGUUAGAACAACUCCGGGCAGAACUGGAUGAGAUGUAUGGGCAGCAGAUAGUGCAGAUGAAACAAGAGUUAAUAAAACAACACAUGUCGCAGCUAGAGGAGCUUCAAACACGACAUAAGGGAGAAAUGGAGACUGCUUUAAGAUCAUAUCCAAAUGUUACAGUUAAUGAGGAUCAAAUAAAGUUAAUGAAUGUGGCAAUAAAUGAACUGAAUAUUAAAUUGCAAGAUACUAACUCUCAAAAAGAAAAACUCAAGGAAGAACUAGGAGUAAUUUCAGGAGAAAAGUCUCUUCUACAGAGAAAGCUCGAAGAUCUUUUUGAAGAAUUGAGCUUUUCAAGGGACCAAAUUCAGAGAGCUAGACAGACAAUAGCUGAACAAGAAAGUAAACUAAAUGAAGCACAUAAGUCUCUUAGUACUGUGGAAGAUUUGAAAGCUGAAAUUGUUUCUGCAUCAGAAUCCAGGAAGGAACUAGAACUAAAACAUGAAGCAGAAGUUACAAAUUAUAAGAUAAAACUUGAAAUGUUGGAAAGAGAAAAGAAUGCUGUGUUAGACAGAAUGGCUGAAUCACAAGAAGCCGAAUUAGAGAGGCUGAGAACACAGCUUCUAUUUAGUCAUGAAGAAGAACUUUCCAAACUGAAGGAAGAUUUAGAAAUUGAACAUCGAAUAAAUAUUGAGAAACUUAAAGAUAACUUAGGCAUUCAUUAUAGGCAGCAGAUAGAUGGCUUAAAGAAUGAAAUGAGUCAAAAGAUAGAAACCAUGCAGUUUGAAAAAGACAAUUUGAUAACUAAACAGAAUCAAUUAAUUUUGGAAAUUUCAAAGCUAAAAGAUUUACAACAGUCUCUUGUGAAUUCACAGUCAGAAGAAAUGACUCUUCAAAUCAAUGAACUUCAAAAAGAAAUUGAAAUACUCAGACAAGAAGAAAAGGAAAAGGGUACACUUGAACAAGAAGUUCAAGAAUUACAACUUAAAACAGAAUUAUUGGAGAAGCAAAUGAAGGAAAAAGAGAAUGACCUUCAAGAAAAAUUUACAAAACUAGAAGCAGAGAAUAAUAGUCUUAAAGAUGAAAAGAAAGCUCUUGAAGAAAUGUUGAAAAUAUGUACUCCUGUUAACCAAGAAGAAAAACUAAUUUUCAUAGACUCUGUUAAAUCCAAUUCCAGAGACUAUAGCUGGCAAAAAGAAAUAGAAAUACUCACCAAAGAAAACGAGGAUCUCAAAAAGCAAUGUUUUCAGCUACAUGAAGAGAUUGAAAAGCAAAGGAACACUUUUUCAUUUGCUGAAAAAAACUUUGAAGUUAACUAUCAAGAGUUACAGGAGGAGUAUUCCUGCCUUCUCAGGAUAAAAGCUGAUUUGGAAGACAGUAAAAACAGACAAGAAGUGGAGUAUGAAAGUAAGCUUAAAGCACUUAAUGAAGAGCUUCAUUUGCAAAAGAUAAAUCCAACUGCAUUGAAAACAAAAAGUUCAGUCUUUGAUGACCACAAAACUUGUACAGCAGAAACUUUGGAAAUUGGAGAGGUUGUUGAGAAAGAUACAACUGAACUAAUGGAAAAGCUUGAAGUAACCAAGCGAGAAAAAUUAGAACUGUCAGAGAGACUGUCUGAUCUUUCUGAACAAUUAAAACAGAAACAUGGUGAAAUUAGUUUCCUUAGUGAAGAAGUUAAAUCUUUAAGGCAAGAGAAAGAACAAGUUUUAUUGAGAUGUAGAGAGCUAGAAAUCAUAAUUAACCAUAAUACGACAGAAAAUGUAAGUGUGUUUGAUGUUCAUUCAAGCUCUUUAAAAGAUGGAGUUCUGACUAUGACAAGCAGGAAUUUUAAAGGGCCAGUUUCUAAAGUACCUAAAGGUUUUGGUGAAGAAUCAGAAGUAAUGGAGGAAGAUAAAAUUCCUUUUGAAAAUAUGACUACUAGAAAAGCAAGCAAGCAAGAACAAUUAAUUUUGGAUCACUUGCCAUCAGUGAUGAAUGAAUCGAUGCUUGGGGCAACUGAAACAAGUGAAAAUGAAAAACUUCAGCAGGAACUUCGUGUGCUUAAAUCAGAACAGAAUGAUUUAAGGCUACAGAUGGAAGCUCAACGCAUAUGUCUCUCUCUGGUUUAUUCAACUCAUGUGGAUCAGAUUCGUGAAUAUAUGGAAAAUGAAAAACAUAAAGCUCUUUGUAAUCUUAAAGAGGAGCUUAUUUCUGCUCAAGAGGAAAAGAUCAAGGAACUGCAGAAAAUACACCAGUUAGAGCUACAGAAAAUAAACACGCAAGAAACAGGUGAUGAUGUGAAGCCUUUACAGAUACUCAUUGAAAAACUUCACAAGGCAGUGUCUGAGGAAUGUUCUUAUUUUUCACAGACUUUAUGCAGUUUCCUUGGUGAACAUUAUACUACUGCCUUAAAAUGUGAAGUAAAUGUAGAAGAGAAAGAAAGUUCUGGUGUUCACACUUCUGAAAAUCAAGAACCAGAAUUAGAAGAUUAUAGAUAUGAAGUUCAAGACUUUCAAGAAAACAUGCAUACUCUUCUCAGCAAAAUAACAGAAGAAUACAACAAACUCUUGGUACUUCACACACGAUUAAGCAAGAUUCAGGGACAGCAGACUGGUGGCGUAAAACUUGAAUUUGCAGAAGAAAAUACAGUGAAGGAAGAAAUGGAGUUUUUGUCAACCCAUUCUCAGAAGACCAGUUCACAAGAUAUCAAUGUCAAUUAUAAAAACAAGUUACCUUCUCUGCAAGAUACUGAAAAAAUUAAACAACUCAAAGAACAAGUUCAAGAAUUAGAAAACCUCACAUCAUCUUUACAGCAGCAAUUGAAAGAAACUGAAGAAAACUAUAGGGCAGAGAUUCAUUGUUUGCAGGAAAAGCUUCAGACUGUUAGUGAGUCUGCUCUUCAGCCAAGCUUCUCCAUUGAUUCAAUGGGAGUUACUGAAUCUGAUGUACAGAAAACAAUGUACCCUGAAAGUUGUCUUCAACAGAAUAUUGAUGGGACAGUGGAGAUUUCUGGUGAAUUUGGCAUGAGACAGGAAACAGAUAUGGUUAAGUUGCUGGAAAAACAGUACCAAGAACGAUUAGAAGAAGAAGUAGCCAAGGUUAUUGUGUCAAUGAGUAUAACAUUUGCUCAACAAACUGAAGUAUCUAGAGUAUAUGGGGGAAAAGUAGAUACCACAUCACUGAAACAAGCACAUGCUCUGUGUCAUGAAGAAGAACAACAUAUUUUAAAUAAAAUGAAAGUAUCACAGGGUCAAGUUGUUAUUCAGACAUUUGAGGCAAUGGACAUGAAAUUUAAAGAAUUUAAACCACUUAGUAAAGAGUUAGGAGAAGAUGGAAAGGAAGUUCUAUUAUCGAAUAAUGAUAAUCUUGAUGAUAUACUAGAAUCAAAGAACCAUGAACUGAAUAUUUUAGAAGAAAUGUUUUCCAAAGAUAAAACAUGUGUAACUGGAGAAUCUGUUACUGAUGACACUUUGAUAUCAAGCAUGGAUGCUUCUAGACAGUUAAUGUUAAAUGAAGAGCAGUUGGAAGAUAUGAGGCAGGAACUUGUACGGCAAUACCAAGAGCAUCAACAGGCAACAGAGCUGUUAAGGCAGGCACACAUGCGCCAGAUGGAAAGACAGCGAGAAGACCAGGAACAGCUACAAGAAGAGAUUACGAGGCUUAAUAGGCAAUUAGCCCAGAGAUCCUCAAUAGAUAAUGAAAACCUGAUUUCAGAGAGAGAGAGGGUGCUUUUAGAGGAACUGGAAGCACUAAAGCAGCUGUCUUUAGCUGGAAGAGAGAAGCUGUGUUGUGAGCUGCGCAACAGCAGUACGCAAACACAGAAUGGAAAUGAAAGCCAAGGGGAAGUUGAGGAACAAACCUUAAAACAAAAGGAAUUGGAUAGAAAACCUGAAGAUGUGCCUCCUGAGAUUCUGUCCAAUGAAAGGUAUGCACUACAGAAAGCUAAUAACAGACUUCUGAAGAUCCUCUUAGAAGUUGUAAAGACAACAGCAGCUGUAGAAGAAACAAUUGAUCGCCAUGUCCUUGGAAUUCUUGAUAGAACUAAUAAAGUCCAGUCACCUGCCUGCCUAAUUUGGAGGUCAGAGGCAGAAGCACCUAUAAAGUCAUGUGUCCAUGAGGAACACACAGGAGUUACAGAUGAAUCCAUACCCUCCUAUUCUGGAAGUGAUAUGCCAAGAAAUGACAGUAGCCUGUGGUCAAAAGUAACUGAGGAAGAAACAGAAUUGUCAAAACGGCUUGUGAGGAGUGGCUUUGCUGGAACUGAAAUUGACCCUGAAAAUGAAGAACUUAUGCUGAACAUUAGUUCUCGGCUACAAGCAGCAGUUGAAAAACUUCUAGAAGCCAUAAGUGAAACUAGUGGUCAGCUUGAACAUGCGAAAGUUACACAGACAGAGUUGAUGCGUGAAUCGUUUAGACAGAAACAGGAAGUGACAGAGUCUCUCAGAUGCCAAGAAGAGUUGCAAGAGCGCCUUCACGAGGAGUCUAGGGCCAGAGAACAGCUGGCUGUGGAGCUCAGUAAGGCUGACGGUGUCAUUGAUGGCUAUGCAGAUGAAAAGACUCUUUUUGUAAGACAAAUUCAGGAAAAAACUGAUAUAAUAGAUCGUCUUGAGCAGGAGUUGUUAUGUGCAGGUAAUAGAUUACAAGAAUUGGAAGCAGAGCAACAGCAGAUCCAAGAAGAAAGAGAAUUAUUGACCAGACAGAAGGAAGCUAUGAAAGCAGAGGCAGGCCCAGUUGAACAACGAAGAGUAGAUGCUGCAGUUGAUGCAGCAGCUGGAGCAGAAUUAUUACAGGAGACAGAGAAACUGAUGAAGGAAAAGCUAGAAGUACAGUGCCAAGCUGAAAAAGUAUGUGAUGACCUUCAAAAACAAGUGAAAGCUCUUGAAAUAGAUGUUGAAGAACAGGUCGGUAGGUUUAUAGAGCUGGAACAAGAAAAAAAUGCUGAACUAAUGGAUUUAAGACAGCAAAACCAAGCACUGGAAAAGCAGUUAGAAAAAAUGAGAAAAUUUUUGGAUGAGCAAGCGAUUGAUCGAGAACAUGAGAGAGAUGUAUUCCAACAGGAAAUACAGAAACUAGAACAUCAGCUUAAGGUUGUACCUCGAUUCCAGCCCAUCAAUGAACAUCAAACUAGAGAGGUUGAACAGCUAACAAAUCAUUUGAAAGAAAAAACAGACAAGUGCAGUGAGCUUUUGCUAUCCAAAGAGCAGCUUCAGAGGGAUAUACAAGAACGGAAUGAAGAAAUAGAGAAACUGGAAUUCAGAGUAAGAGAGCUGGAGCAAGCCUUACUCAUUAGUGCAGACACUUUUCAAAAGGUAGAGGACCGAAAAGAGUUUGGAGCUGUAGAAACGAGAGGAGAAUUGUCCCUGGAAGUACAAUUGCAGGCCGAGAGAGAUGCCAUAGACAGAAAGGAAAAAGAGAUCACAAACUUAGAAGAACAAUUAGAGCAAUUUAGGGAAGAAUUGGAAAAUAAGAAUGAAGAAGUUCAGCAGCUGCAUAUGCAAUUAGAAAUACAGAAAAAGGAAUCUACUACCCGCCUACAAGAACUUGAACAAGAAAACAAAUUAUUUAAGGAUGAAAUGGAGAAACAGGGAUUUGCCAUAAAGGACUCUGAUACUAUCUCUACUCAGGACCAAAAUCCACUCUUUGGGAAAUUUGCAAAAAUAAUACAAGAAAAAGAGAUGGAAAUUGAGCAAUUAAAUGAGCAAGUUACACAACUUCAGCAGCAACUUAAAAUUACAACAGAUAACAGGGUUAUUGAAGAAAAAAAUGAACUGAUAAGGGAUCUUGAAACCCAAAUAGAAUGUUUGAUGAGUGAUCAAGAACGUGUGAAGAAAAAUAAGGAAGAAGAAAUAGAGCAGCUCAAUGAAGUGAUUGAAAAACUUCAACAGGAAUUGGCAAAUAUUGAACAGAAGACAUUAGUAGAUGCUGGUUUCGCCCCAGAAGUGGCAGAUAGUUUAAAACAUCAGCUGGAUAUGGUAAUAGCAGAAAAACUGGCUUUAGAACAGCAAGUAGAAACCACUAAUGAAGAAAUGGCCUUCACAAAAAAUGUACUUGAAAAAACUAAUUUUAAAAUGAAUCUGCUAACACAAGAAUUAUGUAACUUAAAGAAAGAACAUGAAAAGAUAGAAAAAAUCCCUAGUGCACCAGAAGAAAGUGUUAACGCGACUGUAGAUAAUCUGAGCAAAGAUAAACCUGAACUGAAAAUAGUCCUUUCUAAAGAUACUCUUGAACCCCUGGAAAAUCAGAUUUACCUCAUACCUUUUGAAGAAAACAGCAAAAUUUGCAUAAGUAGUUUGGAAACAAAGUUGCUACAACUUGAGAGCACUGUUAGUGCAAAGGAAUUAGAGCUUAUCCAGUGUUAUAAACAAAUAAAAGACAUGCAAGAGCAAGGCCAAUCUGAAACAGAAAUGCUUAAAAAGAAGAUUGUAAACCUACAGAAAAUACUUGAAGAAAAAGUUGCUGCUGCUCUUGUGAGUCAGGUGCAACUUGAGGCAGUUCAGGAAUAUGCUAAAUUCUGCCCCAAAAAACAAACAGUUUCCUCAAAACCUGAAAGAACAGAUGUGCAGAAUUUAAGUCAACUAACAGAAAAGGAGAUGGAGUCAAAUGUAGCAGCACUAACCUUGAGAAUAUCAGAAUUAGAAAGCCAGGUAGUUGAAAUGCAUACUAGUUUAAUUUUAGAAAAAGAACAAGUAGAAAUUGCAGAGAAAAAUGCUCUGGAAAAAGAGAAGAUGCUGCUAGAACUACAAAAGUUAUUACAAGACAAUGAGAAAAAACAGGGAGGAAAAGAAAGGAAAAGAAGCCCUCAAGGAGAUUUUGAAGUCCUCAAGACAACUACUAAACUAUUUCAUACCAAUGAAGAAAAUGUAUUUAUUGGUGAAUUUGAGGCUCUUAGAACUGAAUUAGGAGCUACCAAAGAACAACUUGCUGGUUACAAAGAAAAGGCAGAAAAACUUCAAGAAGAGCUUUUGGUAAAAGAAACAAAUAUGGCAUUUCUUCAGAAAGACUUAAGCCAAGUUAGGGAUCAACUCACAGAAGCAAAAGAGAAAUUAUCCUUCUUCAUAAAAAAAGAAGAUAAGACUGAGGUACAAGAAAACAGAAAGGUCUGCAGCUUAGAGCCACUUCCUACUGAAGCGGGUAAAAGCUCUGCGUCCAAGACAGAUGCGUCUCUGAAGAUCAAUAGCAGCAAUCAGACUCCACAAAUUCUUGUUAGAAAUGCAGGAAUCCAAAUUGAUUUACAGAGUGAAUGUUCAUCAGAAGAAGUCACUGAAAUAAUCAGUCAGUUUACUGAAAAAAUUGAGCAGAUGCAAGAACUACAUGCUGCUGAAAUUUUAGACAUGGAAUCCAGACAUAUCUCAGAAACCGAAAACUUAAAGAGAGAACAUUAUGUUGCUGUUCAGUUACUGACAGAGGAAUGUAGUACCUUGAAGGCAGUAAUACAGUGUCUGAGAACUAAAGAGGGAUCCUCAGUUCCUGAAUUAAUGCAUUCUGACUCUUACCAAACUAGAGAAAUAUGUUCCAGUGAUUCUGGAUCAGAUUGGGGUCAGGGGAUUUAUCUUACACAAAGUCAGGGAUUUGAUAUGGCAUCAGACGGCCGAGGAGAAGAAGGUGAAAGUUCAACAGAUUCAUUUCCAAAGAAAAUAAAGGGAUUAUUAAGAGCUGUCCAUAAUGAGGGCAUGCAGGUGCUCUCUCUCACCGAGUCUCCAUACAGGGACAGAGAGGACAAUUCUGUUCAGCAAGUUUCAGAAUCUUGGCUAGAGGAGAGAAGAGCUUAUCUCAAUACAAUCUCAUCUCUUAAGGAUUUAAUUACUAAAAUGCAAGUGCAAAGAGGAGCUGAGAUUUAUGAUAGCUCUCAAUCUCAUGAGAGCUUCCCAGACUGGCGCGGUGAACUUCUGCUUGCCCUUCAGCAAGUUUUCUUAAAGGAGCACAGUGUUUUACUAGCUGCUUUUCAGACCGAGCUUACAGCUCUAGGUGCUAGAGAUGCAGAUAGAUUAUUAAACUCUUUGGAGCAGAGAAUACAAGAACAGGGUAUUGAAUAUCGAGCAGCUAUGGAAUGCCUCCAGAAAGCAGAUAGAAGGAGUUUGCUAUCUGAAAUUCAAGCAUUGUAUGCACAGAUGAAUGAUAGGAAAAUGACUCUGAAAAGAGAACAAGAGAGUGAUCCACCAAGCCAAGAAGUCCUAGAAUAUAAUAUUCAGCAGAAGCAGACACAAAUGCUGGAGAUGCAAAUGGAGCUCAGCAGUAUGAAAGACAGACUAACAGAACUGCAGGAACAGCUGAGUUCUGAGAAAACAGUAGUUGCUGAACUGAAGAAUGAACUUGCACAAACCAAAUUGGAACUUGAAACAACACUCAAGGCACAGCAUAAGCACCUGAAGGAAUUAGAGGCAUUCAGGUUGGAAGUUAAAGAAAAAACGGAUGAAGUACAUUUGCUUAAUGAUACAUUAGCAAGUGAGCAGAAAAAAUCAAGAGAGCUUCAAUGGGCUUUAGAGAAAGAGAAAGCCAAAUUGGGACGCAGUGAAGGACGGGAUAAAGAAGAACUUGAGGAUCUAAAAUUUUCACUUGAGGGUCAGAAACAAAGGAACAUACAGCUGAAUCUACUUUUGGAGCAACAGAAACAACUACUAAACGAUUCACAGCAGAAAAUAGAAUCACAGAGAGUGCUAUAUGAUGCCCAGUUAUCAGAAGAACGAGAUCGAAACUUAGAACUUCAAGUACUUCUUGAGUCUGAGAAAGUUCGAAUUCAGGAAUUGAGAAGUACCUUGGAUAGGGAGCGGGAAUUGCAUGCCCAGCUGCAGAGCAGUGAUGACAGUGGGCAGCCUCGGCCAUCUUUACCCUCUGAGGACCUACUUAAAGAGCUACAGAAGGAGCUAGAGGAAAAACAUGGUCGCAUAGUAGAAUUGUUAAAUGAGACUGAGAAAUAUAAACUGGAUUCUUUGCAAACAAGGCAGCAAAUGGAAAAGGAUAGACAGUUUCAUAGGAAGACUUUACAGACGGAACAAGAGGCCAACACUGAGGGACAGAAAAAAAUGCAUGAGCUCCAGUCCAAAGUGGAAGAUCUUCAGCACCAGUUGGAAGAGAAAAGACAACAAGUUUAUAAGUUGGACCUUGAAGGAAAACGACUGCAAGGAAUUAUGCAGGAAUUCCAGAAGCAAGAACUAGAACGAGAAGAAAAACGAGAAAGUAGAAUUCUGUAUCAGAAUCUUAAUGAGCCAACCACAUGGAGUUUAACCAAUGAUAGAACUAGAAAUUGGGUUCUUCAGCAGAAAAUAGAAGGAGAGACAAAGGAAUCAAGCUAUCCUAAACUGAUUGAAAUGAAUGGAGAAAGAACUGGCUGUAAACAUGAAUUAGAAAUGAUCAGACAAAGGCUUCAAUGCAUGGCUUCAAAACUACAGCAUCUAGCUCAGAAAGCUUCUAACAGACUACAGUUUGAAACAGCAGAUGAUGAAGAUUUCAUUUGGGCUCAGAAAAACAUUGAUGGAAUUGUUGUACAGCUGCAAAAAUUAACUUGCCAGCCAGGUGAAGAGCCCAGCUUAGUGUCUCCAAAUACUUCCUAUGGCUUGUUGACUGAAAGACUACUGAGACAAAAUGUGGAGCUGACAGGGCAUAUCAGCCAGCUGACCGAAGAAAAGAAUGAUUUAAGGAACACAGUCAUGAAACUGGAAGAGCAGAUCAGGUGGUACCGACAGACAGGAGCUGGUAGAGACUACUCUUCUAGGUUUCCAUUCAGUGGUGGCACCAACAUUGAAGCCAUAAUUGCUUCCGAAAAAGAAGUGUGGAACAGAGAGAAAAUGACUCUUCAAAAAUCCUUGAAAAGGGCAGAAGCAGAAGUACACAAACUGAAAGCUGAACUAAGAAAUGAAGCUUUACUUCAAAAUCUGAGUCCUGAUUCUGAACAUGCUACUUUAAAGAGAAUUUACGGUAAAUACCUGAGAGCAGAAAGCUUUCGGAAAGCUCUCAUUUAUCAGAAAAAAUACCUUCUGUUGUUAUUGGGUGGGUUCCAAGAAUGUGAGGCUGCCACCUUGGCCCUUCUUGCCCGGAUGGGGGGGCAGCCGGCCUUCACGGAUCUGGAAGUGAUCACCAACCGCCCAAAGGGCUUCACCAGGUUCCGGUCUGCCGUCCGAGUGUCCAUUGCAAUUUCAAGAAUGAAAUUUUUGGUUCGACGGUGGCAUCGAGUCACAGGUUCUUGUUCUGUCAAUAUUAACAGGGAUGGCUUUGGACUGAAUCCAGGUGCAUUUUGGAUUACCUUAGGUACUGAAAAGACUGAUCCUUGUUAUCAUGGUGGGCUGGAGCUCUAUGGAGAACCAAGACAUACUGCCUAUCGCUCAAGGUCAGAUCUGGACUAUCCUAGGUCUCCUUUACCAUUUCAAAAUAGGUACCCAGGCCCUCCAGCUGAUUUCAAUCCUGGUUCCUUGGCAUGUUCUCAGCUUCAGAAUUAUGACCCUGACAGAGCUCUGACAGACUAUAUCACUCGACUAGAGGCACUGCAAAGGCGACUUGGAACUGUGCAGUCAGGUUCAGCUACUCAGUUUCAUGCUGGCAUGAGAAGAUAAUCCCUUGAAACAUCAUCAAUUGAAGUGAUUUUAAACAAAUUCCCUUUUGUAAAUCAUUGUUUCUUUUGUGCUUUUGUAUUGUGACUAUUCAGUGGGACCAAUAUGAACACAGCUUAUGAUUGUAUACAAAUCCCUUGCCAGCACAUAAAAACCAACUGGAAUUUGUAUAUAUAUAAUCAUUGUGUAUGUAUUCAUGCACAAAAUCAUUAAAUUACAUGUAUAUUUGUGGAAUGCUAAUUUAAAUGAUUAAAUUAUAAAACUGUGUAUUUAUCAAAUAGGUGAAAAGAUUAAACUUUUGAGCAUUAUGAUACUGCUGAAUGUGUAGCUUGGGGUGUCCUGCACUUUUCUUAUGAGGCUACUGAAGUUACAUGUUUCUGCCUAAUAUAUUUGCUACUGGUGAUGCAGACAGAAAAUAUCACUUGUAGAGACCUAUUUUUGUAUAAUGGCAGAAGUUUUGCAUUUUAUGGGGUAUUUUGUCAAGUACUGAAAUAAAAAUGACUUCACCAUUUUAA